AUGCCCGAAUUUACCGGGUGUGCUUGGUGUGAUUACCAGGAAUUUUCAGCUUACACCUCGACAAUGGGAAAGGAAAAGACUCAUAUUAAUAUCGUCGUCAUUGGUCACGUCGAUUCAGGAAAAUCGACUACCACCGGACAUUUGAUCUACAAAUGUGGUGGUAUCGAUAAGAGAACUAUUGAAAAGUUCGAGAAGGAAGCCCAAGAGGUAAAGUGGUUUCGUGACUCACGUAGCUGUAGUGAAAGUAGUGUAGUGAAAAAACAAAUCCCAAAUCAAAUCCCAAUAAACGAUAAAGUUUCGCGUAAAAUGAAUGCGAAAAUGGAGCACGGCAAUAAAAACAAAUUCUAUGUCAAAUUAAAUUUCAAAAAACAACAAAAUGUUCCGCGGAAACUGAAUGCGAAAAUGGAGCACGGCAAGUUUCAUCAUGUUGUGCAAUACUUGAACAUUACGCAAUAUGCUCAUUGA
Molecule: messenger RNA, 465 nt
Organism: Cylicostephanus goldi
Lineage: Eukaryota; Metazoa; Nematoda; Chromadorea; Rhabditida; Strongylidae
Source: the annotation of a GenBank genome assembly